AUAAUGAAGCUGCGGGUAGAAAACAUUUUUAAUAAAUAUAUAAUAAACUUAGGAGCUUGUGGGAUUUGGUGUGGCUUCAUUCCAUUUGGCGAGCGGAGAUCGGAAUCGGAUUCUAUCAGACACAGAGAGAUCGACGCGGGCUUGCUUCGUUUCAACAUAGCAAGAUGUUGCGUGCUAUAAGGCAUAAGAAUAUUCUACCUGCCUUCUCUGCAUUUAGAGCUUUCUCUUCUUCUGCUAAAGAGAUGACAGUUAGAGAGGCUCUGAACUCUGCUCUUGAUGAGGAAAUGUCUGCUGAUCCUAAAGUCUUCUUGAUGGGUGAAGAGGUUGGGGAAUACCAGGGUGCAUAUAAGAUUACUAAGGGACUUCUGGACAAGUAUGGUCCUGAAAGGGUUCUUGAUACUCCAAUUACCGAGGCUGGAUUUACUGGCAUUGGAGUUGGUGCUGCUUACUAUGGUCUAAGGCCGGUUGUCGAGUUUAUGACUUUUAACUUCUCCAUGCAGGCAAUAGAUCACAUUAUUAAUUCUGCUGCAAAAUCAAACUACAUGUCUGCUGGGCAAAUAUCUGUACCUAUUGUCUUCAGAGGACCCAAUGGAGCUGCUGCUGGAGUUGGUGCUCAGCACUCUCAAUGUUAUGCAGCUUGGUAUGCUUCAUGCCCGGGAUUGAAGGUAUUGUCACCAUAUUCAUCUGAAGAUGCUCGUGGUUUGCUAAAAGCGGCUAUAAGGGACCCUGACCCUGUUGUUUUUCUUGAAAAUGAGUUAUUAUAUGGUGAAUCAUUCCCUGUUUCAGCCGAAGUUCUUGAUUCCAGUUUUUGCCUUCCCAUAGGAAAAGCAAAGAUUGAGAGAGAAGGAAAAGAUGUUACUAUUACAGCCUUUUCAAAAAUGGUUGGCUAUGCUCUCAAGGUUGAAAAAUAAUGAGAAAAGGAUUUAUCUACACAGGUUAUAAAUCUGCGUUCCAUUCGGCCGCUUGAUAGAUCCACAAUUAAUGCUUCAGUCAGGAAAACCAAUAGAUUGGUGACAGUUGAAGAAGGAUUUCCUCAGCAUGGUGUUGGCGCCGAAAUUUGCACCUCUGUAAUCGAGGAGAGUUUUGGUUAUCUUGAUGCACCGGUAGAGAGAAUUGCUGGGGCCGAUGUUCCCAUGCCUUAUGCAGCCAAUUUGGAGAGAAUGGCUGUCCCACAGGUUGAAGAUAUUGUUCGUGCCGCAAAGAGAGCAUGUUACAGAUCUGUGCCCUUGGCUGCAACAGCUUGAGUUUUAUUGAGGACUGGAAAUUUCUCUCAUGUCUUGGUUAUGCUAAGUUCUUCGGUAAUCCUAGAUGUUACCAAAAACAAUUUUUUCCCCUCCAUAUUUCACCAUAAAACAGCAGAAAGAAAUAGCAAGCGGCGAGUGCUGGUUUCACUUAUGGACUACAUAGGCGUUGGUUUAAAAUAUUCUGAUUCAUGAUGUAUACUUAAUAGUGCAGCCUUAAUUUUCACGAGUUACAGAUGGUAUAUAAUAAUGGCAAGUUAAACAUCCAUACGCAUGGAUCCUACGUGUCCUAGUCUCCUAGAUGUUCUCUUCGACGCCUCUGGUAUCUCUGCUUUUGCAGGGUUUCGUGAAGCCCGAACGAGGCAGUAAUAGACUAAUAGUAGGUGCCUAGGUGGUGUUUUUUUUUUUUUUUUGGUCAUGGUGCCUAGGUGGUGUUUGGUUGGUUCAGCAUUUGUUUGGGAUUACUGCGGCUAAGAAAAGUUGAUUAGCAGGCUUUUUGGUUGAUGGGCCGAAAA
Molecule: messenger RNA, 1756 nt
Organism: Arachis ipaensis
Lineage: Eukaryota; Viridiplantae; Streptophyta; Magnoliopsida; Fabales; Fabaceae
Source: RefSeq, a predicted model, not a curated record